AUGGCCCUCCUCCCUACGGACCAGACCGAUGCGGACGUUGCUCAUCUACAAGCCUCAGAAGUUGAUCCUCUCCUUGGGCCUCGCACCAUGGCUGAACCUUCGCAGGAUCCGUCGCGUUUGGAGACGGCACCCGAUGCGGGUGUGGCUCGUCGUGUCUUGAAAAAGAUUGACAGAGCGAUUAUUCCGUUGCUGUUUGUCACGUACAUGCUCAAUUUUAUGGAUAAGAUCAUCCUGUCGAGCGCAGCUGUGUUUGGACUGCGCGAUGAUAAUCACCUCGUCGGGCAGCAGUAUAGCUGGGUGUCCAGCAUCUUUUAUUUUGGGUACCUUGUUUGGGAAUAUCCCACGACUAUCCUGAUUGCCCGCCUACCCACCGGCAAGUAUCUCACCGCAAACACUCUCUUCUGGGGAGCGGUCGUUGCCUUGACGGCUGCUUGCAGGAACUUUGGCGGUCUCAUGGCUGUUCGUUUCCUCUUGGGUGUCGCCGAAGCCACCAUCACGCCUGGGUUCAUGUUUUUGACAUCAACAUGGUACACCCGUGAUGAGAUGCCCACCCGUGUAGGUAUCUGGUUUGCCGGAAACUCUGUCGGUGGACUGGUAUCAAGCCUACUUGCCUUUGGCGUUGGACAUAUCAAAGACGAUGUUCAUCCUUGGAGAUGGAUGUACAUCAUUCUCGGGGUCGCCACCUUUCUCUGGGCGAUCCCCAUGUUCUUCUUCCUGCCUGACAGCAUUUCGAAAGCAAAGUUUCUCACUCCCGAGGAACGACAAAUUGCAAAGAACCGUGUCAUCAUCGCAGGUACCGGUUCAACCGAGAAUUCAUCCUGGAAAUGGGACCAAGUAGUAGAGUGCCUCAUCGACCCCAAGUCCUGGCUCAUCUUCUUUAUCAGUCUCUUGACGCAGAUUCCCAACGGCGGAACUCAGGGCUUCUCAAACAUCAUCAUCCAAUCCUUUCACUUCACCAACCUCCAAUCCACGCUCAUCAACAUCCCCUACUCUCUCAUCACGGCCGGUGUCAUCGCCGGCGUGGGCCACCUCUCCGGCCGUUUCCGCAAACUCAACUGCCUUCUCAUCGUUGCCGUCGUGAUGCCCUGCGUCGUCGGUGCGGCCAUCAUCUACCGCCGAGGCAGUGUAUCUCAUGGCGUCCAACUAUUCGCCUACUUCCUCCUAUCCACUGGACCUGCCGCAAUGCCACUCGCCAUGUCUCUAGUGCAGUCUAACUUCCGCGGCGUCACUAAGAAAAUGACCAUUACGGCCAUGCAGUUCAUCGCCUACUGUACGGGGAAUAUUGUUGGGCCGCAGCUCUUCCGCCAAACCGAGGCGCCAACGUACGAGUCUGCUUUUCAGGCCAUCAUGAUUUGCUAUGCGCUGGCGAUAACCCUGGCCGUGGCGCUCAGAUUCUACUUGCAGUGGGUGAAUGCGAAAAGGACUAGGGAAGAAGGGUUUGAGGGUAGUGCUGGUGCUGCUGGUGCGGUUGCUGAUGGGAAGAUGCCUACACAGCUUACUGGGAGGGAUGUUGCUGAGGCGGCGACGGAAGUGCAGCUUCGGCCGGAGGAUUAUGAGGAUGUGACGGAUUGGAAAAUGGUGGGGUUCAGAUAUCGUUUGUAA
Molecule: messenger RNA, 1602 nt
Organism: Pochonia chlamydosporia 170
Lineage: Eukaryota; Fungi; Ascomycota; Sordariomycetes; Hypocreales; Clavicipitaceae
Product: allantoate permease
Exons: 3
Coding region: 1-1602 (533 amino acids)
Biological process (GO): allantoate transport; tripeptide transport; transmembrane transport
Cellular component (GO): plasma membrane
Molecular function (GO): allantoate transmembrane transporter activity; dipeptide transmembrane transporter activity
Source: RefSeq, a predicted model, not a curated record